Messenger RNA from Cladocopium goreaui, 1565 nucleotides. The record is from the annotation of a GenBank genome assembly. Lineage: Eukaryota; Dinophyceae; Suessiales; Symbiodiniaceae.
AUGGCGUCGCCGUCCCGGCCGCUUCCCCUGGCCGCGGCACUGCUGGCGCUCCUUCUGGGGCUGGGUGGAACAGCCACUGCGCUGGCGGCCUUCGGCCGCAAGGCCAAGCUGAAGCUGCGGAAGGCCCCUGAGAUUGCCGGCAACACGGGAUUCCCCGCGCCGCCGGCAACGCGAAGCCGGCGAAGCCUCGCGCCGAAGCCCGAGCAAAGUGCGGAGGCAGAUCUCAAUGAAGAGCUAGAAGCCUUAGCUUUGCAGGUGCUUCCUGGCAAAGAGGAUCAGAGUAAAAAAGCCGAAAUUUGGAAAGCGCUGCAACUGAUUUGCAUUGAUGCAUUGGGCGACGGCGUUGAGGUGUGGCCCUUUGGCUCGAGUGCCAACGGAUGUGGAGAAGGAGGCUCUGACCUGGACAUGGUGGUAUCUGCAGACGAAAAGCCGAAGAGGAAAGCUGUGAAUGCCUUGCUGAAAAUUGCUGAUGAGUGCUGGAUGCAUGGCUUUGAAGUGGAGGACUUUCGACCAAAUGCCAAGGUGCCGAUCUUGAUGCUGUGGAAGGAUGGGCUUGACAUCGACCUGAGCUGUGGCAACUUGCUUCCACUGCUGAACACCCGGCUCUUACGAAGUUACACGCUCCUGAACCCGCGGCUGUCGGUGGUUGCGGCCGCGGUGAAGCGCUGGGCCAAGGCACAUGGCAUUGCCAAGACCUUUGAUGGCUUUAUCUCAUCCUAUGCCUGGACCCUGAUGGUGGUCUACUACAUGCAGAUCAAGGACCAGCUUCCCUCUCUGCAUCGGUUGAUGGAAUGGUCGCAAAAAGACUACCAGAUUCUGAACGACUACGCCUGGAACUUUGUGUCUUUAGAAGAUGCCAAGCAGAUGUGGCACAUUAACUCCGCCCACAUGAACUCCGCGGAGCUGCUACGGGGCUUUUUCAGUUUCUACGCCACGGACUUCGUUUGGGGUUCCUCCCAAGCAGCUUCACCCUUUGCACUCCUUCAGGAGGUGGUUUCAGUCCGGCGAGGUGAACGGGAGAUGCUCUCGAGCCGCGGGUGCUACCAGAACUUGCGGGGAAGGACUGGAGCCGCAGCCCAGUUGCAUAUCGAGGAUCCCAUUGACAUUCGGCGAAAUCUCAACUUCGCCUUGAAGAAAUAUGCCAUCAACGUGAACACCAUCCGCUUCGAGAUUGACUCUGCACACCAACUGCUACGAGAGGGCCGAGGCCUUACGCUGCUGGGUAUCCAGCUACCGCCGGGGCAGCCGGGCCGGCUGCCUUGGAGGCAGCGUGUUCAGGAAGGCUUCCUGGAACUUCCAGGUGACCCUUCAAAGAGCGUGUCCACGCGCUGCAUCUACUGCAACACAUCGAUGCCAUUGGCCAAGUUUUUGGACCAUGGCAAGUGUCAAGUGCAACGCCUUCGCCCUGGAGAGGCGUGUUGCGAGAUGUGUCUGAAAUGUUUCCUGCGAGCUGCCGACCUCCAGCAGCACCAGGAGGCCACGGGGCACCAGGGCCUCGUGAGUCGCGAUGAGGCGCUAGCGCUGGCGGCGGCGGCAGAGGAGGUGCCCAAGGGGACGCGAAGGAG